CCGGCGGUAGGUGGAGUCACCCUGGGGCCUGGACGGGAGCCUGGCGGGGUCAGCCCCAUCCAGCUGCCCUGCGCAUGGCUGCGCGGGCCCUGGGAGGCCGCUUUGGCCUGCGUGGGUACCUAGGCGCCGGCAGGCUACUGCGUCCCCGUUUCCAGAGCCGCGGCCCGCAAGGCGUAGAAGACGGGGACAGGUCUUCCUUGAAGACGCCCAAGGUCCCCAAAAUUUACACCAAAACAGGAGACAAAGGGUUUUCUAGCACUUUCACGGGAGAACGGAGACCCAAAGACGACCAAGUGUUUGAAGCCGUGGGAACUACAGAUGAAUUAAGUUCCGCUAUUGGGUUUGCUAUGGAAUUAAUCGCAGAAAAGGGCCACGCAUUUGCCGAAGAGCUUCAGAAAAUCCAGUGCACGUUGCAGGAUGUCGGCUCUGCCUUGGCGACGCCACGCUCCUCGGCCAGGGAGGCCCACUUGAAACACACCGCAUUCGGGGCGGGGCCUGUCCUGGAGCUGGAGCAGUGGAUCGACAGAUACUCCAGCCAGCUCCCCCCUCUCACAGCUUUCAUUCUGCCUUCGGGAGGCAAGAGUAGCUCUGCACUGCACUUCUGCCGGGCUGUGUGCCGCCGAGCUGAAAGACGCGUGGUACCUCUCGUCCAGAUGGGAGAGACCGAUGAGAACGUGGCCAAGUUCCUAAACAGGCUCAGUGACUACCUCUUCACAUUAGCCAGAUACGCAGCUAUGAAGGAAGGGAAGCAAGAAAAAAUAUACAAGAAAGAUGAGCCAUCAGACCGAGCCUGAACCUUCCGUGCACUGGCAGGGGUCCCGCGUAGACCCUCCGAGGUGACCCAGUGAAGAGGGUUUGCCCUGCUGCGUCGGCUUCCGGCAGCUCUUGCCCAGAGGGGCUGAAGGCAGGGCUCAGCUUAGCCUCACAGCCUGCCCCUCCCCUCCAAGGACCACGGCCUGGCAGAAUUCUGUCCUCUCCCCGUCUUGAACUGGGAGGGAAGUGGCGUGGAUUCAGUAUUGCAAGAAAGAAAGGUAUAGGGACGGAUGCAAUGAGAGGAAGCUGUGUGGGAAAAAGAAUAAAAGUGGCAAAGGCUUGA
Molecule: messenger RNA, 1096 nt
Organism: Tupaia belangeri chinensis (Chinese tree shrew)
Lineage: Eukaryota; Metazoa; Chordata; Mammalia; Scandentia; Tupaiidae
Gene: MMAB
Product: metabolism of cobalamin associated B
Exons: 9
Coding region: 75-794 (239 amino acids)
Molecular function (GO): corrinoid adenosyltransferase activity
Source: RefSeq, a predicted model, not a curated record